Messenger RNA from Paramecium sonneborni, 243 nucleotides. The record is from the annotation of a GenBank genome assembly. NCBI's taxonomy places the organism in Eukaryota, Ciliophora, Oligohymenophorea, Peniculida, Parameciidae.
AUGUCUAAAAUAGAUUGGGAAUAAAAGCUUAAAUAAUAUCAUGCAUUAAAAGAUAGAAAAUCGAUAACAAAUAUGUUAUAGAUUAAAACAAAAAAUAUGAGAUUAUCACCAUCAUUAGGAUCAACAAGAGCUGGAACAGAAAUAAAUUCUUUUAGAUUAAAGAGAUUAAAGACUCCAAUAGAUGAUGGAAUAUAGUAAAUAAAGACUAGUAGAUCUUAAUAAGUAUGUAAAGAUAAUUGAGGA